GUAGUUCAGUGAUAACUCCCAAUGUUCUGCCAACAUUGCUGUGACGUUGCGGUAACGUGAUAACGCCUGCUGGUUGGGGACAGUUGGAUAAGCACUUCCGCCUCUUUAUCUCUCAGUGUUUCUUAUUGGGAAUCUUGUGAAGUGUGUUCAGCUCGUCAACUGUGUUUACUGAUAGAAACUAGCCGCGCUGCCCGCGGGCUCGCCGAGUUGCGUAAUCCAUGGAAACGAACAACGGGAACGGGUCAAACUGGGCGAUCCAGCGGCGAGUGGAGGGACUGGUGAACAAACACAUGGCAGACAUGGCACUGGAGACGCUCCAGCAGCGGCUUUCCGCUGUCUCUGAAGAGAUCAACCAUCUGACUGAUGACAGAUCCCGGAGAGAAGACGCUCCUAAAGCGGCGGAAGAAGCGCCGCGGCGGACUGAGACCAACUUCAGAUCAGAGUCCUCCUACCCCCCCGCAGCAGCAGCAGGAGCGAGAGCGGGGGAAAAGUUAAUGCUGAACACACCAUCAUCAUCUUCACUGUCCUCGUCAUCAUCCUCAUCAUCACCAGCAGCAGCAGCAGCCCAAUCAUCAGAAACUGCAGCCCAAAGAAAGAUUAUAUCGCUCCUACUGGAGAUUAAAGAAGAGCAGCAGAGGCAGUGGGCUGUGUUGAAAGACUUGCAGGCCAGAGUUCAAGGACAGGUGUGGGAAGAAGAGGUUGAAGCACUCGACGUAGAUCUUCCAGUACGGACUAUGGAACAGCUUGAUGAGAUGGAAAAGCAUCUGGAGGACACUGGAGCACAACAGAAAAUGGUGUCCCACCUCUCCCGAAUGGGUGGAGCAACCGUGGAUGAUGCGGUGAGGCGCUUGAUGCAGGCAGUUUUGUCUUUUGCCGUAGGUUCCGAGUUAAACUGGGUUGGCAGGGGACAAAAAAGGAGCUUCAGAAACACCAGACUGCAAGGGGUAUUGUUCCGUGCUUUAAAGAGAACCCCUGUAGGAAAGGAGGCCACACACCAUCAGUUUGCAGAUGUUGUAAAGAAAUGGCUACGAUUUGCACCAUACAGACAAGGCGGCAGUGGCCGGAGACAGCAUUACAAGCCUCCUGUUGAGUUCAUGUGCACCAAGUAUCCUGAUACAGAGGGGUGAUUGCAUCACAAUCACCGCAUUUAACCUUAUAUUUCAACACGGUUACAUUUAAAAUCAUUAAAAUCUGUCCAUUCUG
Astyanax mexicanus (Mexican tetra) is the source of this 1203-nucleotide messenger RNA. RefSeq lists its product as uncharacterized. The coding region runs from base 219 to 1127 and encodes 302 amino acids. The record is from RefSeq and is a predicted model, not a curated record. The transcript has 4 exons. NCBI's taxonomy places the organism in Eukaryota, Metazoa, Chordata, Actinopteri, Characiformes, Acestrorhamphidae.